AUGACAGGUCAUCUACCCAGUAGCGAUGCUGACGUCAGCGAGAUUGCAGUGACGUAUCCAAUGACCAACAACAUUUUGUUUGUGUUGGACAACACUUUUCUCAUAUAUGCCCAAAGAUACCCACAACCAACGACGAACUUAUUUAAAAGGCGCGUGAAAAUCGGUGGUCAAAACUUUGACUUUGAUGACCGCAAUGAUGAUGAAGAAGAAGAUGAUGAUGAAGAAGAGGAGGAGGAGAAAGAUGAUGAUGAGAAGGAGGAUGAUGAUGAAAAAGAGGAAGAAGAAGAUGAGGAGGAGGAAAAUUAUGAAGAUGAAGAAGAGAAGGAGGAAGAUGAUGAUGAUGAUAAGAAGGAGGAGGAUGAAAAAGAGGAGGAGAAAGAUGAGGAAGAGGAAGAUGAUGAAGAUGAAGAAGAGGAAUAUUGCCAUGAAGAUAAAUGUUUUUAUUGGGUACUAAAUUGUCAGGAUUGCAUUGAUUCGUAUGAACCCCUAUUCCAUCGCUAA
Helobdella robusta is the source of this 501-nucleotide messenger RNA. RefSeq lists its product as hypothetical. The transcript is spliced from 4 exons. Lineage: Eukaryota; Metazoa; Annelida; Clitellata; Rhynchobdellida; Glossiphoniidae. The coding region runs from base 1 to 501 and encodes 166 amino acids. The record is from RefSeq and is a predicted model, not a curated record.